Pocillopora meandrina is the source of this 509-nucleotide messenger RNA. The record is from the annotation of a GenBank genome assembly. NCBI's taxonomy places the organism in Eukaryota, Metazoa, Cnidaria, Anthozoa, Scleractinia, Pocilloporidae.
AUGACCUCUGCGAUUUCAAACUUGAUGAAAUCUAGAGAUUUCUACUUAAGAAAAGUAAAGAAAUCUGGGUGAGACGAGGAUUGGGCUUCUUAUCGAUUACAUAGAAAUCAAGUCAGAGCUUCUACAAGGAAUGCCAAGUCUGAUUAUAAUCGAAACUUGAUUCAAGAAAAUCUCGACGAUCCGUGCAGCUUUUGGAAGACUAUGAAGAAACUCUUCCCAAAUAAAUCAAGUCAAAUUCUAGAUCAAUAAACCAACUGAAAUUCGAUGGAGAGUUGAUCACGGAUAAAGAUAGUAUCGCCGGUUGCUUUUGUAAAUACUUUUCAGAGAUUUAAUUGCGACUCUCAAGUCAAUUCCAGAGAAGCGCCGUUGCUACUUCGUUUUGUUCCAAAUUUACUGAUGAUAAAUGUCACUUGGCACUAGUAUUUAAUGGCUUCAUUCACAAACAGCUGGCUGAGUCAAAGGUAUCAAAAGCAACAGGUCUUGGUGGCCUCCCGUUCAUGUUGCUAAAG